Messenger RNA from Jaculus jaculus (lesser Egyptian jerboa), 999 nucleotides. Its product is annotated as L-lactate dehydrogenase C chain. Lineage: Eukaryota; Metazoa; Chordata; Mammalia; Rodentia; Dipodidae. Gene Ontology annotation, molecular function: L-lactate dehydrogenase (NAD+) activity. Bases 1 to 999 code for a protein of 332 amino acids. Gene Ontology annotation, biological process: carboxylic acid metabolic process. The record is from RefSeq and is a predicted model, not a curated record. The transcript is spliced from 7 exons. Gene Ontology annotation, cellular component: cytoplasm.
AUGGCCACGGUCAAGGACCAGCUGAUUGAGAAUCUGAUCGAGGAAGAUAAGAUCUCCCAGCGCAAGGUCACCAUUGUUGGAGUUGGCUCUGUAGGCAUGGCUUGUGCCAUUAGUAUCUUGCUGAAGGACUUGACUGAUGAACUUGCCCUUGUUGACGUUGAACCAGACAAACUGAAGGGAGAAAUGAUGGACCUGCAGCAUGGCAGUCUUUUCUUCAAUACUCCAAAGAUUGUCUCUGGAAAAGAUUACAGGGUAUCUGCCAACUCCAAAUUAGUUAUAGUCACGGCAGGGGCAAGGCAGAAGGUGGGAGAAACUCGCCUUGACCUGGUUCAGCGCAAUGUGACUAUCAUGCAGUCCAUCAUUCCUGGCAUAGUUAGUCACAGUCCUGAUUGUAAAAUACUUGUUGUUUCAAACCCAGUGGAUAUUUUGACAUAUGUGGUCUGGAAGAUAAGUGGCCUACCUGCAACUCGUGUGAUUGGAAGCGGUUGUAAUCUAGAUUCUGCCCGUUUCCGUUACCUAAUUGGAGAGAAGUUGGGUGUCCAUCCCACAAGCUGCCAUGGCUGGAUUAUUGGAGAACAUGGUGAUUCUAGUGUACCGUUAUGGAGCGGGGUGAAUGUCGCUGGUGUUCCUUUGAAGUCUCUGAACCCUGACUUAGGAACAGACUCCGACAAGGAGCAGUGGAAAAGUAUCCAUAAUCAAGUUGUGCAAAGUGCCUAUGAGGUCCUUCGGCUGAAGGGGUACACAUCUUGGGCUAUUGGACUGUCUGUGACAGAUCUGGCAGGAUCAAUGCUGAAUAACCUCAGGAGGGUGCAUCCUGUUUCCACUUUGGUUAAGGGCUUUUAUGGAAUAAAGGAAGAAAUCUUUCUCAGCGUCCCUUGUAUCUUGGGGCGCAGUGGUGUCUCAGACAUUGUGAAGGUUAACUUGAGUGCUGAGGAGGACACUUUUCUUAAGAAGAGCGCAAGUACACUUUGGGAUGUCCAGAAGGAUCUAGUGUUUUAG